ACCUCGUGAAAGUCUCAAUACAUAGACAGCCAAACGCGUGGGCGCGUGUCUAUUUCAAUACGGAGAAAUGAAAAUCAAUUAGACCGGCGGUUCAAAUCUGCUUUGCAACGUAGAAAAAUGAUCGGAACCGGGAAGAUUAAGCAGUAUGCCAACGUCCUCGACAAGCCCCUCGGCAAGGGAAAACAAGAGGUUAGCUUAAGUGCGUUUGCUUUCUUGUUUUCGGAGCUUGUUCAGUACAAUCAAACAGAGGUUGAUAACAUUUCUGAAUUAGAAACAAGGCUGGAGGAUGCGGGUUACGCUGUUGGGGCUCGAGUUCUGGAACUUUUAUGUCAUAGGGAUAAGGGAAAUAGAAGAGAGACCCGAUUGUUGGGUAUUUUAUCUUUUGUGCACAGCACCGUGUGGAAGGUGUUAUUUGGAAAGGUGGCUGACUCACUUGAGAAGGGCACUGAACAGGAAGAUGAGUACAUGAUUAGUGAGAAGGAACUCCUAGUGAACAGGUUUAUUUCAAUUCCAAAAGACAUGGGGACAUUUCAUUGUGGGGCAUUUGUUGCCGGGAUAGUGAAAGGUGUUUUGGAGAAUGCAGGAUUUCCAGCAGUUGUAACAGCUCAUUUUGUUCCUGUAGAGGGUCAGCAAAGACCUCGAACAACUAUUUUGAUAAAGUUUGCUGAAGAGGUAUUGCGGAGAGAAGCAAGGUUAGGUUGAUUCGUAUGCCCAGGUUAUCUUGGGUUGGCCAAUGUCCAUGUUGUGCAACAGUGGCAAGGAAGCAGUGAAUUUCAGGUGGUUCAUUGAUCUAAUGAAUAUUUCACCUGCCAAUCACACUGGCAAGUCUGAAUUUCCUUUCUUCGAUUAAUGCUUGUUGUGUAUUAUUCUUUGUGGCACAGUGGUUACUGGUAUGGUAUCAAGGAUUACUGCAACAAGUGCAGUUGAUGUAAAGUAACAAGUCAUCAUUACUGUUUAAGUUUUGUGUUAAUGUGGCUUCAAAUGGGUUAUUACCAAUGAGAAACAUUAGAAUUUGGAGUUUGGACUCCAAA
Messenger RNA from Gossypium arboreum, 1031 nucleotides. RefSeq lists its product as uncharacterized. NCBI's taxonomy places the organism in Eukaryota, Viridiplantae, Streptophyta, Magnoliopsida, Malvales, Malvaceae. The record is from RefSeq and is a predicted model, not a curated record. Gene Ontology annotation, cellular component: TRAPPI protein complex; TRAPPII protein complex; TRAPPIII protein complex. The transcript is spliced from 9 exons. The coding region runs from base 118 to 702 and encodes 194 amino acids. Gene Ontology annotation, biological process: endoplasmic reticulum to Golgi vesicle-mediated transport.